AUGCAAGUCGACUCUAAGCCAUUCCCUCCACCUGUCAUCAACAUGGUCAACGCUCAGCUCCAGGCCGAAUAUAGGGAAGUUCGUCGGCCUGCAAAAGGAAAAGAGUCGUUGGCCGAACCAGAGCCGGUACCGUGCAGUCGGUGCAAGUAUGAGAUCGGUUAG
Molecule: messenger RNA, 162 nt
Organism: Prunus armeniaca (apricot)
Lineage: Eukaryota; Viridiplantae; Streptophyta; Magnoliopsida; Rosales; Rosaceae
Source: the annotation of a GenBank genome assembly